UUGCGUAGUUGUCUGGUUUGCUCUCAACAUGUCAAUCUCCGAGUAGAGAACCUCUUUCGCUUAUCUUUCUCUCCUACUGAGAAAAACAAAUCGACAGUGCAUGUGACAAUGACGAUAAUUCCAACCGGCAUUUACUACAGUAUGGAUGUGUAUGUCUAUGUAUGCAGCUACCCCGGACCGCAGGACGCAGCAGCAGCAGCGCAGCCCCCAAUAUCACCAACGCCCUCAACAACAACCGAUUCUCACACCAGGCACACACCAUCAUCCCCCCACAGCGAAAUCAUCCUCGCGUACCUUUUUUUCCCUUCACGUCGCGCGACCACUCCAAUACUUCCGCCAUCCGUUCACCCGCCGCCUAUCGAGAGAAAAAAUCUGUUUGCUCAUUCCGUGUACCCAUCCACGUGCCUGAAGACCCGGGAUAGCUGCAUCUACACAUUCUCGUUCCCUCACCGCCUUGCUUCUCUACCUUCCCGCUCGCUGUUGCUAGCUACCUACCUCCCUAGUCCUUACCAACAUUUACUCACUCACUCACCCAAAACAUCUCCUCAUCCUUCCCGCCAUCCCUACAAUGGAACAUCCAACGGGUUUAGCGAAGCAGUAGUCCAUAAAAUAGUGUAG
Periconia digitata is the source of this 618-nucleotide messenger RNA. Lineage: Eukaryota; Fungi; Ascomycota; Dothideomycetes; Pleosporales; Periconiaceae. The record is from the annotation of a GenBank genome assembly.